AUGGCCACGAACGUCGCAAAGGCUCCGGAUUGGGAGCGUCACAAGAAUACAAUCUAUCGACUGUACAUCAAAGAUGACAUUUCCCUCAAAGACCUCAUAGAGCAGAUACGAAUUCGAGGGCUGUCAGUCAGCAAGUCCCAGCUGGAAUCCAAGCUGAAAGAGUGGGGAUUCCGGAAAAAUCUCAAUGCCGCAGGAUGGAAAUACGUUGCCCAUCGGAUCGAAAAAAGAAAGGAACAAGGGAAGAAAAGUCAAGUUAUCCUGUCGGGACGCCGCAUGCGGCCCAAGGAAGUCAGCAAAGCACUUGGCCGGUUCACACUAUCACAAAUUGACGAGUUCACAAAGACUUGUCGUGCUCAGACCCCUGAAGAUCUCAACGUUCAGAUUCUUUCACCUGCGCACGUAUGGCCACACAGUUUACCAUGGCUACAAUUUCAGCUAAGGUUUCCUUUCUUCCACGCCUACAACACAAGUUCUUUAUCAGCAGAUGCUUUCAAAGGAACUAUGUCCAUGCUACAACUUUCGGAUCCAGAUGGCUCUUUCUGCAAUGCCGAAGAUCACUUCACGCAAAAGGUUUCCCAGACAAUGCCGGAGCUAGAGCCGGGCGAUAAUAACGCUUACUACCACCUCAUCACCAGCGGUUUCGCUGCUGACAUCCUUCGGGCAGCGAGCGACUGGCAUAUUGCAAAUGAAGACGCGAAUCGAUUUCGCAGCAGUCGGUGA
Messenger RNA from Pyricularia grisea, 720 nucleotides. RefSeq lists its product as uncharacterized. The transcript is spliced from 5 exons. NCBI's taxonomy places the organism in Eukaryota, Fungi, Ascomycota, Sordariomycetes, Magnaporthales, Pyriculariaceae. The coding region runs from base 1 to 720 and encodes 239 amino acids. The record is from RefSeq and is a predicted model, not a curated record.